AUGGGACUAAGGGCAUCUCCUGACCCUCUUACUCUCUUGGCAGGACUGGAGUACAGCGACGUGCUGCCCGACUCCUUCCCCUCGGCCCCAGCAGAGACCCUCCCUCACUUUCUGCUGGAGCCACAGGACGCUUACAUCGUGAAGAACAAGCCGGUGGAGCUUGUCUGCCGCGCCAACCCCGCCACCCAGAUCUACUUCAAGUGCAACGGCGAGUGGGUCAACCAGAAUGACCACGUCACCAAGGAGAGCCUGGAUGAGGUCACCGGGAUGCUGGUGCGGGAGGUGCAGAUCGAGGUGUCCCGGCAGCAGGUGGAAGAACUCUUUGGUUUAGAAGAUUACUGGUGCCAGUGCGUUGCCUGGAGCUCGGCGGGCACCACGAAGAGCCGCCGGGCGUACGUCCGCAUAGCGUACCUACGGAAGAACUUUGACCAGGAGCCACUGGGCAAGGAGGUCCCAUUGGAGCAUGAGGUCCUGCUGCAGUGCCGCCCGCCCGAGGGGGUCCCGCAGGCCGAGGUGGAAUGGCUGAGAAACGAGGAUGUCAUCGAUCCCACCCAAGACACCAACUUCCUCAUCACCAUCGAUCACAACCUCAUCAUCAAGCAGGCCCGGCUCUUGGACACUGCUAAUUACACCUGCAUGGCCAAGAACAUCGUGGCCAAGCGCCGGAGCACCACAGCCGCCGUUAUCGUCUAUGUGAACGGCGGCUGGUCCACCUGGUCCGAGUGGUCUCCUUGCAACAACCGCUGCGGCCGGGGCUGGCAGAAGCGCACCCGGACGUGCACCAACCCUGCGCCGCUCAACGGCGGCUCCUUCUGCGACGGGCAGCCUUUCCAGAAAAUCACUUGCACCACCCUCUGCCCAGCCCCCCGCAACGGCGGCAAGGACUGCGCCGGCAUGCUGCUCGACUCCAAAAACUGCACUGACGGGCUCUGCCUCCACAAUAAAAGAGUUCUAAGCGAACCCAAAAGCCACCUGCUGGAUGCCACAGGCGAUGUGGCGCUGUACGCCGGGCUGGUGGUGGCCAUUUUCGUCUUCAUUGUGAUCCUCAUGGCUGUGGGGGUGGUGGUGUACCGGAGGAGAUGCCGGGAUUUUGACGCAGACAUCACAGACUCGUCUGCUGCUCUGACUGGAGGCUUCCACCCUGUCAACUUCAAGACCUCUCGGCAUGACAACCCUCAGCUGCUCCACCCCUCCAUGCAGCCGGACCUGACGGCCAGCGCGGGCAUGUACCGCGGCCCCAUGUACGCCCUGCAGGACUCCUCCGACAAGAUCCCCAUGACCAACUCCCCCCUGCUCGACCCCCUCCCCAGCCUCAAGAUCAAGGUGUACAACUCUUCCACCGCCUCCUCCUCGACGGGUCUCCACGACGGGACUGACCUGCUCGGCGGGGGGGUCCCCGCCACUGGCACCUACCCAGGGGACAACGUCAGGGACGGUCACUUUGCAAAUGCGCGGAGCAAAGCCCUGGGCUCCCAGCAUCUCCUCAGUUUGCCCCGGGAACAUGGCAACAGUGCCAGCGGCACGUUUGGCUAUCUGGGGGGAAGGCUCACCAUACCAGGCACUGGAGUGAGCCUGCUGGUGCCCCAUGGGGCCAUACCCCAGGGGAAGUUCUACGAGAUGUACCUGGUCCUCAACAAAGCAGAGAGUGCCCUCCUGCCCUCCGAAGGUACGCAGACGGUUUUGAGCCCAGCAGUGACCUGCGGACCCACCGGCUUGCUCCUCUGUCGCCCCGUUGUCCUGACCAUUCCCCACUGUGCCGACGUCGACUCUUCAGAUUGGAUUUACCAGCUGAAAACACAGUCCCACCAGGGAAACUGGGAGGAAGUUGUGACCCUGGAUGAGGAGACUCUCAACACUCCUUGCUAUUGCCAGCUGGAAGCCAAGUCCUGCCACAUUUUGCUAGACCAGCUUGGCACCUAUGUCUUUGUGGGAGAAUCCUACUCCAGGUCAGCCAUCAAGAGGCUCCAGCUGGCCAUCUUUGCCCCCACCAUUUGCACCUCCCUGGAGUACAGCCUCAAGGUCUACUGCUUGGAGGACACGCCAGAUGCUCUGAAGGAAGUGCUGGAGCUGGAGCGGACGCUGGGCGGGUACCUGCUGGAGGAACCCAAGCCCCUGCCCUUCAAGGACAGCUACCACAACCUGCGACUCUCCAUCCACGACAUCCCCCACGCGCUGUGGAGGAGCAAGCUGCUGGCCAAGUACCAGGAAAUCCCCUUCUAUCACAUCUGGAGCGGCAGCCAGCGAGCCCUGCACUGCACCUUCACACUGGAGAGGUACAGCCAGGCCUCCACCGAGCUCACCUGCAAGAUCUGCGUCCGGCAGGUGGAAGGGGAAGGGCAGAUCUUCCAGCUCCACAUCACGCUGGGAGAGCAUGCCAGCUCCUUCGACACCCUCCGCUCCCACCACAGCAGUGCCACCACCACCCAGCUGGGACCCUACGCCUUCAAAAUCCCCCUUUCCAUCCGGCAGAAGAUCUGCAACAGCCUGGAUGCCCCCAACUCCAGGGGAAACGACUGGAGGCUUCUCGCCCAGAAGCUUUCCAUGGACCGGUAUCUCAACUACUUUGCCACCAAAGCCAGCCCCACCGGGGUGCUCCUGGACUUAUGGGAAGCCGAGCACCAAGACGACGGUGACCUCAACACCCUGGCCAGUGCCUUAGAAGAGAUGGGCAAGAGCGAGAUGCUGGUGGUCAUGGCCACGGAGGGCGACUGCUGA
Molecule: messenger RNA, 2715 nt
Organism: Apaloderma vittatum (bar-tailed trogon)
Lineage: Eukaryota; Metazoa; Chordata; Aves; Trogoniformes; Trogonidae
Gene: UNC5B
Product: unc-5 homolog B (C. elegans)
Exons: 16
Coding region: 1-2715 (904 amino acids)
Biological process (GO): netrin-activated signaling pathway; anterior/posterior axon guidance
Cellular component (GO): membrane
Molecular function (GO): protein binding; netrin receptor activity
Source: RefSeq, a predicted model, not a curated record